Molecule: messenger RNA, 14147 nt
Organism: Betta splendens (Siamese fighting fish)
Lineage: Eukaryota; Metazoa; Chordata; Actinopteri; Anabantiformes; Osphronemidae
Gene: adgrg2a
Product: adhesion G protein-coupled receptor G2a
Exons: 23
Coding region: 161-13366 (4401 amino acids)
Biological process (GO): adenylate cyclase-activating G protein-coupled receptor signaling pathway; cell surface receptor signaling pathway
Cellular component (GO): membrane
Molecular function (GO): G protein-coupled receptor activity
Source: RefSeq, a predicted model, not a curated record
UCCCCCAUGGAGUCCGGCUCCAACCCAGUCUCGGUUUUACAGCCCCAGUCCGACACCUGCGUCUGGGAAGCGUCUCGCUUUUGUGACUGCACCGCUUUUUGUAGCUCCUCAAGCCAGUUUUUUUGCUACGGAAAUUAUUAUCACAGACUCUUCUAUUACCAUGAGUGUCCUUCAGAACGUGUUGUCAGAACUUCGAGUCCUUCACGCAUGUGAGCCGGGGUCAAACUGUGCAGAUUAUGUAGAGAUUGUGGCGCGCUACCAGGCUGCACAUGUGGAAUGUCCGGGCGCCCAACAGAGGCUGUACAGCUGCAUGCUGAUACUGGAGAUGUCCGGUCCGGUCAAUGAGUGCUCCCUGGGAACGCUUCUGCAACAGCUGAUCAAUGGCAUCCCUGGCAUAACAAGCCAAACAGCACUUAAAAGACUGAUGGUUUGUGGCCCUCCUGGGUUGAACGUCACCAGCUUCCUGACAUAUAAUCUGACCUGGGCAUCCCUCAACCUGCUGAGCUCUGACAUCUGCCAGCCUGACCCCUAUCAGUUUGAAUGCCAGCAGGAUGAGACGCUUGCUGUUCUCCUAAUUAACACCUGCCCUCAGACGCCUCUCACAACCAACAACAGCACAGCGCCGACCUCCACUUUGUCCAACAACACCGUCAGCACAACUCCAGAAGUGAACAACACCACACAAGCCUACACAACUCCACAGACCAAUAUGUCACAAGAGACGGCUCAACCUAACGCCACAGCUCCACCUUCCCAGUCUGCAGCUACACAACCUGUGCCACAAGCCAGCUCACCUGUGGCUGUUCUUGACAAAACAGAGGCACAGUACAAUGACCAACCCAACACAACCACUAACGCUGCACAACUAAACACAACUAGGGUGUCUGUCAGUAGCUCUACAGAGAACAUCACACAAUCUCCUGCAAUGCAGUCUACAAAUGAUUCAGCAGUGCAAAGUGAAAAUGCAGUUGGAGCUUUGACACGUUCACCAUACAACACAACUACAGUUACACCUUCUAGUAGCACAACAGAUUAUUAUGUAGGAGCAGUAGAAGCAUUGACACCCCCUCCAAAUGACACAGCAGCGAACAGUGUAACAACAGCUCAGCCUGUUACAGGACACAUUGUAAUAACAUCUGGACCUCUAAGUGACACAACAGUGAACAAUAUAACUCCAACUUCACCUGUUACAGCUUCUCCAGUCAACACAACAAUGAGGAAUGUAAUAUCGACUCGAGCUUCUGGUGACACAAUCGAUAACACUGCAACAACAACUGGAGCUUCUAGUGACACAACAGGAUACAGUGUAACUCCAGCCCCAGCUGUUACAGCGUCUCCAGUCAAUACAACAGUGAACAAUGUAACAACACCUGGAACUUCUAGUGAAAAAAUAGUGACCAAUGUAACUUCGGCUCCACCUGUUACAGCUUCUCCAGUCAACACAACAAUGAGGAAUGUAUUAACAACUGGAGCUUCAAGUGACACAGCAGUGAACAAUGUAACUCCAGCUUCAUCUGUUACAGCUUCUCCAGUCAACACAACAAUAAAGUAUGUAAUAUCGACUGGAGCUUCAAGUCACACAACCGAUAACACUGCAACAACAGCUGGAGCUUCUAGUGACACAACACGUUACAGUGCAACACCUGGAGCUUCUAGUGACACAACAGUGAACAAUGUAACUCUAGCUCCACCUGUUACAGCAUCUCCAAUCAACACAACAGUAAAGAAUGUAAUAUCGACUGGAGCUUCUAGUGACACAACCGAUAACACUGCAACAACAGCUGGAGCUUCCAGUGACACAGCAGUGAACAAUGUAACUCCAGCUUCACCUGUUACAGUUUCUCCAGUCAACACAACAAUGAGGAAUGUAUUAACAACUGGAGCUUCAAGUGACACAACCGAUAACAUUGCAACAACAACAGCUGGCUACAGUGCAACAGCUGAAGCUUCUGGUGACACAACAGUGACAACAACAGCUGGCUACAGUGCAACAGCUGAAGCUUCUGGUGACACAACAGUGAACAAUGUAACUCCAGCUCCACCUGUUACAGCUUCUCCAGUCAACACAACAAUGAGGAAUGUAAUAACAGCUGGAGCUUCUAGUAACACAAUGGUGAACAAUGUAACAACUGGAGCCCCUAGCAACACAGCUGGCUACAGUGCAACAGCUGAAGCUUCUGGUGACACAACAGUGAACAAUGUAACUCCAGCUUCACCUGUUACAGCUCCUCACAUCAACCCAACAAUGAGGAAUGUAAUAUCGACUGGAGCUUCUAGUGACACAGCAGUGAACAAUGCAACUCCAGCUCCACCUCCUACAGCAUCUCCAAUCAACACAACAGUAAAGAAUGUAAUAUCGACUGGAGCUUCUAGUGACACAACCGAUAACACUGCAACAAUAGCUGGAGCUUCAAGUGACACAACAGAAUACAGUGCAAAAGCUGAAGCUUCUAGUGACACAACAGUGAACAAUGUAACAACUGGACCCACUAGUAACACAACAGGUUACAGUGCAACAGCAACGACACCUGGAGCUUCUGGUGACACAACACGUUACAGUGCAACAACUGGAUCUUCUAGUGACACAACACGUUACAGUGCAACACCUGGAGCUUCUAGUGACACAACCGAUAACACUGCAACAACAGCUGGAGCUUCAAGUGACACAACACUGAACGAUGUAACAACUGGACUCGCUAGUAACACAGCAGGUUACAGUGCAACAGUGGGUGCUUCGAGUGACACAACAGUGAGCAAUGAAACUCCAGCUCCACCUCUUACAGCAUCUCCAAUCAACACAACAGUAAAGAAUGUAAUAUCGACUGGAGCUUCUAGUGACACAACCGAUAACACUGCAACAAUAGCUGGAGCUUCAAGUGACACAACUGGUUACAGUGCAAAAGCUGGAGCUUCUAGUGACACAACAGUGAACAAUGUAACAACUGGACCCACUAGUAACACAACAGGUUACAGUGCAACAGCAAUGACACCUGGAGCUUCUAGUGACACAACACGUUACAGUGCAACAACUGGAUCUUCUAGUGACACAACACGUUACAGUGCAACACCUGGAGCUUCUAGUGACACAACAGUGAACAAUGUAACUCUAGCUCCACCUGUUACAGCAUCUCCAAUCAACACAACAGUAAAGAAUGUAAUAUCGACUGGAGCUUCUAGUGACACAACCGAUAACACUGCAACAACAGCUGGAGCUUCCAGUGACACAGCAGUGAACAAUGUGACUCCAGCUUCACCUGUUACAGUUUCUCCAGUCAACACAACAAUGUGGAAUGUAUUAACAACUGGAGCUUCAAGUGACACAACCGAUAACAUUGCAACAACAACAGCUGGCUACAGUGCAACAGCUGAAGCUUCUGGUGACACAACAGUGACAACAACAGCUGGCUACAGUGCAACAGCUGAAGCUUCUGGUGACACAACAGUGAACAAUGUAACUCCAGCUCCACCUGUUACAGCUUCUCCAGUCAACACAACAAUGAGGAAUGUAAUAACAGCUGGAGCUUCUAGUAACACAAUGGUGAACAAUGUAACAACUGGAGCCCCUAGUAACACAGCUGGCUACAGUGCAACAGCUGAAGCUUCUGGUGACACAACAGUGAACAAUGUAACUCCAGCUUCACCUGUUACAGCUCCUCACAUCAACCCAACAAUGAGGAAUGUAAUAUCGACUGGAGCUUCUAGUGACACAGCAGUGAACAAUGCAACUCCAGCUCCACCUCCUACAGCAUCUCCAAUCAACACAACAGUAAAGAAUGUAAUAUCGACUGGAGCUUCUAGUGACACAACCGAUAACACUGCAACAACAGCUGGAGCUUCCAGUGACACAGCAGUGAACAAUGUAACUCCAGCUUCACCUGUUACAGUUUCUCCAGUCAACACAACAAUGAGGAAUGUAUUAACAACUGGAGCUUCAAGUGACACAACCGAUAACAUUGCAACAACAACAGCUGGCUACAGUGCAACAGCUGAAGCUUCUGGUGACACAACAGUGACAACAACAGCUGGCUACAGUGCAACAGCUGAAGCUUCUGGUGACACAACAGUGAAAAAUGUAACUCCAGCUCCACCUGUUAUAGCUUCUCCAGUCAACACAACAAUGAGGAAUGAAAUAACAGCUGGAGCUUCUAGUAACACAAUGGUGAACAAUGUAACAACUGGAGCCCCUAGUAACACAGCUGGCUACAGUGCAACAGCUGAAGCUUCUGGUGACACAACAGUGAACAAUGUAACUCCAGCUUCACCUGUUACAGCUCCUCACAUCAACCCAACAAUGAGGAAUGAAAUAUCGACUGGAGCUUCUAGUGACACAGCAGUGAACAAUGCAACUCCAGCUGCACCUCCUACAGCAUCUCCAAUCAACACAACAGUAAAGAAUGUAAUAUCGACUGGAGCUUCUAGUGACACAACCGAUAACACUGCAACAACAGCUGGAGCUUCUAGUGACACAACAGUGAACAAUGCAACUCCAGCUCCACCUCCUACAGCAUCUCCAAUCAACACAACAGUAAAGAAUGUAAUAUCGACUGGAGCUUCUAGUGACACAACCGAUAACACUGCAACAACAGCUGGAGCUUCAAGUGACACAACACUGAACGAUGUAACAACUGGACUCGCUAGUAACACAGCAGGUUACAGUGCAACAGUGGGAGCUUCGAGUGACACAACAGUGAGCAAUGAAACUCCAGUUCCACCUCCUACAACAUCUCCAAUCAACACAACAGUAAAGAAUGUAAUAUCGACUGGAGCUUCUAGUGACACAACCGAUAACACUGCAACAAUAGCUGGAGCUUCAAGUGACACAACUGGAUACAGUGCAAAAGCUGGAGCUUCUAGUGACACAACAGUGAGCAAUGUAACUCCAGCUCCACCUCUUACAGCAUCUCCAAUCAACACAACAGUAAAGAAUGUAAUAUCGACUGGAGCUUCUAGUGACACAACCGAUAACACUGCAACAACAGCUGGAGCUUCUAGUGACACAACAGUGAGCAAUGCAACUCUAGCUUCACCUGUUACAGUUUCUCCAGUCAACACAACAAUGAGGAAUGUAUUAACAACUGGAGCUUCAAGUGACACAACCGAUAACAUUGCAACAACAACUGGAGCUUCUAGUAACACAACAGGUUACAGUGCAAAAGCUGGAGCUUCUAGUGACACAACACUGAACGAUGUAACAACUGGACUCACUAGUAACACAGCAGGUUACAGUGCAACAGCGGGAGCUUUUAGUGACACAACAGUGAGCAAUGAAACUUCAGCUCCACCUCUUACAGCAUCUCCAAUCAACACAACAGUAAAGAAUGUAAUAUCGACUGGAGCUUCUAGUGACACAACCGAUAACACUGCAACAAUAGCUGGAGCUUCAAGUGACACAACAGAAUACAGUGCAAAAGCUGAAGCUUCUAGUGACACAACAGUGAACAAUGUAACAACUGGACCCACUAGUAACACAACAGGUUACAGUGCAACAGCAACGACACCUGGAGCUUCUGGUGACACAACACGUUACAGUGCAACAACUGGAUCUUCUAGUGACACAACACGUUACAGUGCAACACCUGGAGCUUCUAGUGACACAACAGUGAACAAUGUAACUCUAGCUCCACCUGUUACAGCAUCUCCAAUCAACACAACAAUAAAGAAUGUAAUAUCGACUGGAGCUUCUAGUGACACAACCGAUAACACUGCAACAACAGCUGGAGCUUCCAGUGACACAGCAGUGAACAAUGUAACUCCAGCUUCACCUGUUACAGUUUCUCCAGUUAACACAACAAUGAGGAAUGUAUUAACAACUGGAGCUUCAAGUGACACAACCGAUAACAUUGCAACAACAACUGGAGCUUUAAGUAACACAACAGGUUACAGUGCAACAGCUGGAGCUUCCAGUGACACAACAGUGAACAAUGUAACUCCAGCUCCACCUGUUACAGCUUCUCCAGUCAACACAACAAUGAGGAAUGUAAUAACAGCUGGAGCUUCUAGUAACACAAUGGUGAACAAUGUAACAACUGGAGCCCCUAGUAACGCAGAUGGCUACAGUGCAACAGCUGAAGCUUCUGGUGACACAACAGUGAACAAUGUAACUCCAGCUUCACCUGUUACAGCUCCUCACAUCAACCCAACAAUGAGGAAUGUAAUAUCGACUGGAGCUUCUAGUGACACAACCGAUAACACUGCAACAACAGCUGGAGCUUCAAGUGACACAACACUGAAUGAUGUAACAACUGGACUCGCUAGUAACACAGCAGGUUACAGUGCAACAGCGGGAGCUUCUAGUGACACAACAGUGAGCAAUGAAACUCCAGCUCCACCUCUUACAGCAUCUCCAAUCAACACAACAGUGAAGAAUGUAAUAUCGACUGGAGCUUCUAUUGACACAACCGAUAACACUGCAACAAUAGCUGGAGCUUCAAGUGACACAACAGGUUACAGUGCAAAAGCUGGAGCUUCUAGUGACACAACACUGAACGAUGUAACAACUGGACUCGCUACUAACACAGCAGGUUACAGUGCAACAGCUGGAGCUUCUAGUGACACAACACUGAACGAUGUAACAACUGGACUCGCUAGUAACACAGCAGGUUACAGUGCAACAGCUGGAGCUUCUAGUGACACAACAGUGAACAAUGUAACAACUGGACCCACUAGUAACACAACAGGUUACAGUGCAACAGCAACGGCACCUGGAGCUUCUAGUGACACAACACAUUACAGUGCAACACCUGGAGCUUCUAGUGACACAACAGUGAACAAUGUAACUCUAGCUCCACCUGUUACAGCAUCUCCAAUCAACACAACAGUAAAGAAUGUAAUAUCGACUGGAGCUUCUAGUGACACAACCGAUAACACUGCAACAACAGCUGGAGCUUUUAGUGACACAACAGUGAGCAAUGCAACUCCAGCUUCACCUGUUACAGUUUCUCCAGUCAACACAACAAUGAGGAAUGUAUUAACAACUGGAGCUUCAAGUGGCACAACCGAUAACAUUGCAACAACAACUGGAGCUUCUAGUAACACAACAGGUUACAGUGCAAAAGCUGGAGCUUCUAGUGACACAACACUGAACGAUGUAACAACUGGACUCGCUAGUAACACAGCAGGUUACAGUGCAACAGCGGGAGCUUCUGGUGACACAACAGUGAGCAAUGUAACUCCAGCUCCACCUCUUACAGCAUCUCCAAUCAACACAACAGUAAAGAAUGUAAUAUCGACUGGAGCUUCUAGUGACACAACCGAUAACACUGAAACAAUAGCUGGAGCUUCUAGUGACACAACAGUGAGCAAUGUAACUCCAUCUCCACCUGUUACAGCUUCUCCAGUCAACACAACAAUGAGGAAUGUAAUAACAGCUGGAGCUUCUAGUAACACAAUGGAGAACAAUGUAACAACUGGAGCCCCUAGUAACGCAGCUGGCUACAGUGCAACAGCUGAAGCUUCUGGUGACACAACAGUGAACAAUGUAACUCCAGCUUCACCUGUUACAGCUCCUCACAUCAACCCAACAAUGAGGAAUGUAAUAUCGACUGGAGCCUCUAGUGACACAACCGAUAACACUGCAACAACAGCUGGAUCUUCUGGUGACACAACAGUGAGCAAAGUAACUCCAGAUCCACCUCCUACAGCAUCUCCAAUCAACACAACAGUAAAGAAUGUAAUAUUGACUGGAGCUUCUAGUGACACAACCGAUAACACUGCAACAACAGCUGGAGCUUCUAGUGACACAACAGUGAGCAAUGCAACUCCAGCUUCACCUGUUACAGUUUCUCCAGUCAACACAACAAUGAGGAAUGUAUUAACAACUGGAGCUUCAAGUGACACAACCGAUAACAUUGCAACAACAACUGGAGCUUCUAGUAACACAACCGGUUACAGUGCAAAAGCUGGAGCUUCUAGUGACACAACACUGAACGAUGUAACAACUGGACUCGCUAGUAACACAGCAGGUUACAGUGCAACAGCGGGAGCUUCUGGUGACACAACAGUGAGCAAUGGAACUCGAGCUCCACCUCUUACAGCAUCUCCAAUCAACACAACAGUAAAGAAUGUAAUAUCGACUGGAGCUUCUAGUGACACAACCGAUAACACUGCAACAAGAGCUGGAGCUUCUAGUGACACAACAGGUUACAGUGCAAAAGCUGGAGCUUCUAGUGACACAACACUGAACGAUGUAACAACUGGACUCGCUAGUAACACAGCAGGUUACAGUGCAACAGCUGGAGCUUUUAGUGACACAACAGUGAACAAUGUAACAACUGGACCCACUUAUAACACAACAGGUUACAGUGCAACAGCGACGACACCUGGAGCUUCUAGUGACACAACACGUUACAGUGCAACACCUGGAGCUUCUAGUGACACAACAGUGAGCAAUGUAACUCUAGCUCCACCUGUUACAGCUUUUCCAUUCUACACAGUACUGAACAAUGUAAAAGCUGAAGCCUCUAGUAACACAACAAGUUACAGUGCAACAACUGGACCUUCUAGUGACACAACACCUUACAACGCAACACCUGGAGCUUCUAGUGACACAACAGUGAACAAUGCAACUCUAGCUCCACCUGUUACAGUUGCUCCAUUCAACACAACAAGUUAUGAUUUAACAGCAACUGGGACUUCUAGUGACAAAACGGUGAACAAUGUAAAAACAACUGGAACUUCUAGUGACACAACAGUGAACAAUGUAACUCCAGCUCCACCUCUUACAGCGUCUCCAAUCAACACAACAGUAAGGAAUGUAAUAUCGACUGGAGCUUCUAGUGACACAACCAAUAUCACUGCAACAACAGCUGGAGCUUCUAGUGACACAACAGAAUAUAGUGUAACUCCAGCUGCACCUGUUACAGCUUCUCACGGCAACACAACAAUGAGGAAUGUAAUAACAACUGGAGCUUCUAGUAAGACAACACUCAACACUGUAACAACUGGAGCCGCUAGUAACACAGCAGGCUACAGUGCAACAGCUGAAGCUUCUGGUGACACAACAUUAAACAAUAUAACUCUAGCUCCACCUGUCACAGGUUCUCGAGUCAACACAACAGUGAGGAACGUUAUAUCAACGGGGGCUUCUAGUGACACAACUGAUAACACCGCAACAACAGCUGGAACUUCCAGUGUCACAACAGUGAACAAUAUAAUAACUGAAUCCUCUAAUAACACAACAAGUUACAGUGCAAGAACUGGAGCUUUUAGUGACACAAAAGGAACAAAUAUAACUACCGAUCAACCUGUUCCAGCUUCUCCAGUCAACAUAACAGCUCAUGAUGUAACAACAUCUGUAACCUCUACUGACAUAUCAGAUUACAAUGUAACAGCAACCGGAGCCUCUAGCAAUGCGACGGAGGUGAAUGUAACUACAGCUCAGCCUGUUACAGCGUCUCCUAUUACAGCAACCAUUCACAUGUCAACAACUGAAAGUUCUAGUAACACAACAGGUUACAAUGCAGUGACUUCUAGUGAACCAAAAUUGAACAAUGUAACAACAUCCGGAACUUCUAGUGAAACAACAGGCCACAAUGCAACAACAUUUGGACCUAAAAGUAAAACAGCAGGUUACAAUAUAACAACUGAAACUUCUAGUGACAUAACAGUGAACAAUGUAACAACAACUGGUGCUCCUAGUAACACAACAGGGGCGAAUAAAACCACAUCUCAUCCUGUUACAGGGUCUCACAUUACAACAACCAGUAACAUUACAACAACAGCUGGAUAUUCUAGUAACACAUCAGGUUACAAUACAAGCAGUGGAGCACCUAGUGACACAAAAGAUAGCAAUGUAACUACAGCUCCACCUGUUACAUUGUCUCCCAUCAACUCAACAAGUUACAAUGUAACAACAACUGGAAAAUCUACAACAACUGGAGCUUCUAGUAACACAACAGGGGGAGAUGUAACUACAGCAGAACCUGUUACAGCUAAUCCUGCCAAUGCAACAGAGAACAAUGUAACAACAACUGAAUCUUCUAGUAAGACAACAGGUUACAAUUUAACAACUGGAGCUUCUCGUAACACAACAGGGGGGAAUGUAACUACAGCUCAACCUGUUACAGCUUCUCCAUUGAAUGCAACGGAGAACAAUGCAACAACAACUGAAUCUUCUACUAACAUGACAGGGGGAAAUGUAACUACAGCUCAACCUGUUACAGCUUCUCCAUUGAAUGCAACGGAGAACGAUACAACAACAACUGAAUCUUCUAGUAACAUGACAGGUUACAACACAACAACUGUUGCUUCUAGUGACACAACGGGUCAGAAUGCAACAACUGGAGCUUCAAGUAACACAACAGGGAUGAAUGUAACUGCAGCUCAACAUGUUACAGAUUCUUCAGUCAACAUAACAAAGAACAAUGCAACAACAACUGAAUCUUCUAGUAACACAACAGACAACAAUGCAGCUCAGCUUUUUACAACUUCUCCUGUUGACACAACAGUUAACAAUGGAACAACUGGAGCUUCUUUGAACGAUAAAGAUUACAAUGGAACUUUAAUAGAUUCAGUUACACCUUCUCCAAACGGUUCAGCAGUCUACAAUGUAACUACAGUUGGACCGUUUUCACCUACUUCAAAUGAUACAACACUGUACAAUGUGUCUACACCCACACUUGCCACAGCAGAGCACAAUGUAAGUACAAGUGGACCAUUCACGACAGCUCCCAAUGAAACAACGAGGAAUGUAACUACAGUCAUCACAAAUUAUACAAUGGAUAACAAUAUGACUACACCAGCCAACAAUUACACAACAGCCUUUAAUAAUUACACAGUAGGAAACUUACACAAUGGUACUAAUACAACAAUUAACGCAACAAUAAGUCCAUUUACAUCAUCGCCCAAUGAUUUGUACAUCAACAAUGCAACUACAGUCUUCAGCAAUUACACAAAACCAGAUAAUAUAACAGCGUAUACUUCAUCUCCAAGCAACAUAACUACUACACCUAUGUCAGAUACACAACAAAACACAACACAGGCUAUUGAAAACACAACAGUUAAUGAAACUGCUUUAGAAGUCACUGGAACAGUCACAACUUCAAUCAACAUGACUACGGUCAACACUAUCCGACCUACAACGGCUCCACUCAGCAACCAAACCACAACUUACACCCUAGUCAGUGUGACUAAAAACUCUACCACAGCUGCCAACAGCACGGGUCCAAAUGCUACUCAGACUGUGACUGUAGACAUUAGACCAACUGAGAACACAACUGUGAGCAAUUUAACCACAAAUGUUCCCCAAAAAGAGCAAGGAGUCAACUCAACAACUGUAGCAGCCACUACACCCCUUGAUCACAUAUCUACACCUUUAUCCAUGAACUCAACAACACCUGGCUUAAUUCCAACCCGGACAAACGGCACUACUCCCACGCUUUCCUUAACUUCUAGCUUUACCCCUACCACACCAUUUCAAACCCCCACCCUCAAUGCAUCUACAACAGCAGCAAGUAUUGAAACAACCAUCGGAGUGCUGGAGCAACAGUCAGACCAGCUGCUUAAUGAGUCACAGAAUACGUCCCAGUUCAAUGCUUCUCAGGUGCAGCAGUUGGUGGGGCAGCUGGAGAAGCUUCUGGACACCCCCAAGGUGCCUCAGUCAGUUGGACAAAAAGUCAUCACCAUCAUCAGCAACCUGAUGAACGCACCUGCUGCAGCCCUUGCAGCAUCUUCCAACAGGCUCAUACACAUAGUCGACAGUCUAGGCGUGAAGCUGGAUGUCAGUGGGACUGGGAUCCUCUCUUCCAGCUCACUGGUCCUGGCAGUGAGGACAGUGGACCCAUCCAACUUUCCUUCAACAUCUGUUGACAUCUUCAGCACUAACAACGUCCAGCUCCGUUCUCUCAGUGGUUCGCGUUCCAAGAGGUCAGCAGGAUCUGCCAUGGGGUCCGUGCAGUUACCCUCCUCCCUCACAUCAGGUCUUCCUCUUGAACAACAAAAACAGGCCAACAGGGUUCAGUUCAGCUUCUACUCCAAACCGGCUUUGUUUCAGGAUGCUACGUUAAAUAACAGCAUACUUGUCAGUUCCGUCUUGGCCUCCAGUGUUUCCAAUCUGUCAAUAAGCAACUUAAAAGAUAAUAUUGUCUUUUCCAUUUACAAUGCCAACCCUGUAAAUAACAACUAUACGGCCUCCUGUGCAUUUUGGGAUUUCACGCUGAACGGUGGUGGAGGUGGCUGGAACCUAUUUGGCUGCUUCGUUUUAAACACAACAGCAGAGCAAACAACCUGCAGCUGCAACCAUCUCACCUCAUUCGCGAUUCUGCUGGAUUUGUCCAGAGCAGGAAUAAUAGAUCGUCAGCAGGGUCAAAUUCUUACCUUCAUUACCUAUAUCGGAUGUGGAAUCUCUGCUAUUUUUCUUGGACUCACAUUAGUGACGUACCUGUUGUUUGAAAAACUGUUGCGGGAUAUUCCAGCUAAGAUCCUGGUUCAGCUGUGCCUCUCCCUCCUCUUCCUCAACAUGGUGUUUCUGGUGGACAGCUGGCUGGCGCUCUACCCAGCCAUCGGCCUGUGCAUCAGCACCGCGUUCUUCCUGCACUACUUCCUGUUGACUUCAUUCACCUGGGCCGGACUGGAGGCCCUGCACAUGUACCUGAGCGUUGUCCGUGUCUUCAAUCCAUAUGUUAGCAGAUAUAUGCUCAAGUUCGCACUCGUUGGCUGGGGUAUUCCUCUUCUCAUUGUCAUCAUUAUAAUAUCAGUGGACAAGAACAACUAUGGUCUGGUCACAUAUGGAAAAUACACAGACGGAACUUCCGAUGACUUCUGCUGGCUGCUGAAUGACAUUGCCUUUUACGUGGGCGUAGUGGCGUACUUCCUCCUCAUCUUCGCUCUGUGCUUCGUGGUCUUCAUCAUCGUGAUGGUGCAGCUGUCUCGAAUAAAGAAGCAGAACCCCCAUAACCAGUCCCCACACCGGGGAGUGAUAACUGACCUGCGCAGCAUUGCCGGCCUGGUCAUCCUGCUGGGCCUCACCUGGGGCUUUGCUCUGUUUGCCUGGGGUCCCCUCUACUUACCCUUUGUUUACCUGUUCACUAUAUUCAACUCCCUGCAAGGAUUCUUCAUCUUUAUUUUCCACUGUGCUCUGAAGGAGAAUGUUCGUAGGCAGUGGAGAACUUAUCUCUGCUGUGGGAAAUUGCGAUUGGCUGAAAACUCAGAAUGGAGUCGAACGGCCACCCAGAACAACCGUAAUACCUCAGUCCACACAGCCACCACCUCAGCUGCCCAGUUACCCUCCCGAAGCGCUUCAGUCAUCAGUGAUGCUACCGACAGCAGUGGCUCUGUGUUUGCUGAUAGCGGAAUAUCCAGCGGCUCCAAUAGCGAUGUUGUCCUCAAUGAGCUCCACAGACGAAACCAGUCACUGCAAGACGAGUCGUAAACAGUAAUUAUCUACCCGAGGGAGUCGAGGGCACAGCCGGUGAUCAGGCGCAUGAUCUCAAGAUUCUAGGAAAUCCUCAGUGUUACACAAGAUGAAGUUGCUAAAGGUGUAAUGAAGAAAACCUAAUGAGUGAAAGUGAGACUGAAGAACCUGAAGGGAAGGUGUUACGUUACAUUAUUUCUACACUUUGUAGAUGAUGUGAACAUAUUGACUACAGUAGAUGCAGUAGUUGCCUCUUUGACUGAAGACGAGUGUCCAGACUGUGUAGCUGUUAUGACUUUUGUUAUGACUAUUUUUAGUCCAGAAAUGUCAUGGCCAGUAGCCUCAGAUGUGGUAAAGCUGUUUUUCUUAUUUUUUUAUUCAUGUACAUAAAUAUAAAGAAAAUUAUUUUAUAGUGUUUAUAAUGUUUCAUGGAUCACUGCUUCUAUAUUUUCAAAAUAAGGGUCCAUUUAUUGAUUUGCAGCUCUUUUCAGGGCUGGAAAAGGCACUUUGUGAAGGACCCUGUUAACAUUUUAUAGAGAUAUGUUGCAUUUAGAGAAACUGUGUAAAUGCCAACAUUUAGCUGUUUGAAAGAGUACAGUUCUCUUUAUGUUAGAAACUGAAGAUAUUGUGUUUAUAUUGGUAAACAAUACAUUAGGUCUUUUUAAGUAAAAACCAACAGAGGUCUGGUCACAGAUCGUCUUGGAUUAUGAGCGUCCUGUUUUAUGAAGUCAGUUUCUCCUUAAACACUUAGAGCGGAGAAGGAGAAGAAGAAAACAGUAAAACCUAAUCUCAUUACCUG